AUGUAUCGUUUCUAUUUUAAUUGCCAUCGUUGGAAACCAACUCGUGAUCAAUGGUUAUAUGCAAAUCGUUGCCUACCAAUUAAUGAAUUAAAACGCAUUGAUGAAUAUACAUAUCAACGUGAUGUCAAAUUUACACUUAUUGGACAAUUACUAAUUCGUUAUCUUUUAAGUCAAGUAUUUCAUAAGAAAAGUUCGUCAUUUAUUAUAGAACGUACAAAAUAUAAUCGUCCAUUUAUUAAAAUAAAUCCAUCAUUUGAUUUUAAUCUUGCACAUUAUAAUCAAUUAGUAUGUAUUGCUGGUACAUUUAAUGGACAAAUUGGUUGUGAUACAAUGAUAUAUAAAAAAGAAAAUAUACAAAAAUUAAAUUUGAAUUUAAUUCAAAAAAAAUUUACAUUAAAUGAAUAUAAUUUUAUUAAAAAAAAUUCAUCAAAUUUUUAUCGUUUAUGGUCUUUAAAAGAAAGUUAUAUUAAAUGGUUAGGUAUUGGUUUGGGUUAUAAUUUAUUAAAAUUAAAUUUUCAUAUUAAUACAAAUGAAUUUAAUAAAAAUUCAAUUAUAUCUGAUACAAUAUUAGAAAUUGAUAAUAAAUUAAUAAUAAAUAAUCUUCGUUUUGAUGAACAAAUUAUAUUUUUAUCCGAUAAUGAACAACAAAUAAUAACUUUAUGUUUAUUAAUGAAUAAUCAUUGUCAAUCAUUUGUUGAAUUAAAUAUUGAUGAUAUACUGCAUGGUUGUACAUCAUUUGAUAAUAAUAAAGAAGAUGAUUUGAUAUCCUGGGAGAGAUUUCAAAUGAAAAGACAAACAGAUAUAAUUUGA
Molecule: messenger RNA, 810 nt
Organism: Rotaria sordida
Lineage: Eukaryota; Metazoa; Rotifera; Eurotatoria; Philodinida; Philodinidae
Source: the annotation of a GenBank genome assembly